Fulvia fulva is the source of this 2871-nucleotide messenger RNA. RefSeq lists its product as uncharacterized. The transcript has a single exon. Bases 1 to 2871 code for a protein of 956 amino acids. NCBI's taxonomy places the organism in Eukaryota, Fungi, Ascomycota, Dothideomycetes, Mycosphaerellales, Mycosphaerellaceae. The record is from RefSeq and is a predicted model, not a curated record.
AUGGGCACGCUGACUGCUGGGCUGCCUCGCUUGGAGCACUACUGCGAGCACAAGCUGCCAACAUCCUGCCGUCUCAGCUCCAUUGGUGAGUGUUGCGCAUGCUACGACAGUCGAGCCCAUUCUGCCUCCUACCGCACUUACGUCGAUGGUGUGGGCUAUGUUCUGCGGGGCACGCGGUGGCAGAGCUACUGUUGGUGCUGCAAGACCUUCUGGGAGAAUCGUGUAGAGGCCUCCGCACUUCGACCGGCCCAGACCAGAAUCCCGGAGGUGCCUGAUCAGAGCGCUUUUCUGCGUCGUUGGUACGACUUUCACCGAGGUUAUCGAGUGGUCUCGAGAGACGAUGGCAGCGAAGAGCGAGUGGCGGUGCUUGGCGAGGAUUUACGAGAUGUCUCUCCGGGCUUCUUACCGAGAACCAUAGAGGAGCUGCGAGCUGGUCGAGAACGCAGCGAAAUGGAGGAACGCGAGCGGGACAUGGCACGGCAGCAACACACUGUAGCAGAAUCUCAACAGAAUCAGCCUGGACCGACUCUUGAAGACACGUUAGACCAGCUGUUCCAGGCAGCUUCAAGUGAGGAGGAACGUCAGCAUCAGCCGGUCACUCGGCCAACAGUACAAUCGAGCAUGCGGAGUGAUGCAGAUCGGGCGAACAUUCACGCACAGAUAAUGACUCCAGCUGCAUCUCGCAAUCGUGAGUACCAAGCACGCCGUAUUGCUGCGUUGCGGCGCGAGCUAAAUCGGAUGAGAAAUGGGAUCGAGCGGGUCAUAUCUGGACUACGUGACCUGGGCGAGAACGUCCCCGAUCACACAGAAGCGUCUGCUCGGCUGCUACAACUUGGUCACACCUUGGACAACAUCUCCGACGUACCACUAUCGGAAAGAUUGUCGACGGAUCACGCGCAGCGGACGAUCAGCAGUGUCGAUGCUUUGUCAGAGAACCUCAGCACAACGCAGAGCGAUCGCACGCUCGCCGGUAUGCAAGCCCGCGUCGAGGAAGCUAGGCAACAAGUCAACGAGGCUCAAAGGAAUCGAGAGCAAGCAGCUUCGGAGUUAGAUGUUGCGGACCAGGAGCACCGAGCUUCUCAAUCACGCCUGAGAGCACUGCAGGACAAUAUGCGUUCCACCGAAAACUACAUGCGUUUGUUUGGGACGAGAGAGGAAAUGGCAGCGCAAGGCGAGAAUUACGAAUCGCCGAUCGGAGGCAUGUUCACAAGAGCCAUGGAGCGAUUUCGUGCUGCCGAGGAAGUGCGUAGAGAAGAACGUACGUUGCGUCAGGUCUUGGAGGGUGAGGAUAGAGUUGAGACAGAUGAAGCGUUACGUCGCUUAGCAAGCCUUCAGAUGCGUGAAGCAGAUGUUUGGGGUGUGCCGCAUGAGGUCAACAGCCAGGUUGCUCAUCAGCGCGGGCAUCAGCAGCACAACGGAGAGUCGAGCCACAACGAUCACCUUCAAGAUUACCAGGCACUGCUUGAUCAACAGGCACGCGAGCUGGACUCGAGCGGCACAGCUGAGCUCCAUGGCACAGCGAGCAACUUUCCGCUGAGUAUGCUUGCAGGUGUAGCCAUUGACCGCGCGAGCAAUCUUGCACGCACCUCAGCCGAGUCCCCAACCAACGUUGCCGAGCAGCGCGAAGCUGUUCCUCCCACUCCAGCCAUUGUUGCCGGCCCACCAGGACACUCGCUGAAUCCAGACCCCGCGAUAAACAACGAUCAUGGUCUGGACGCGCUCUUUAUGCUGAACGGCAUGCUGCAUUUUGAAGACCUUUCUUCAAUGGGCGCUUUUCUUCCUAUCCGCAAUCUGCCGUCAGAUGUAUCUGCGACCGCUGUCAUCCGUCGGUUGAUACAAAGUGUCGAAGGCAACAGUCUCGAUGAAGCAGAUGCCGUGUACCUGAAGUCCCUCAUACAGGAUGAAGACAUAAUCUGGGCAGUAGGCUUGCCAACGGAGCGCAAUCGUCGACGUCGGGCGCGCGGUGAGCACGUCACGUUCACACCAGAUGCAUCGGCUAUGGCAGCGGCCAUGUCACCAGGUGGUCAAGCCAUCGUUCAUGAUAUUGAGAUCAUGGCGGAGUGCUUCCAGAUGAGUGCUCAGGUCAGGAGACGAUCGGGUGUGUCUGGCCCGGCGGAAAUGUUCUCUCGCUUACAGGCUGGUCGCAGGGACAGCGAGGAUAGGGCCAUCCUUGCAUCCAUGCUCCAAGAUCCGCAGACUCUCCAGCUUUGCGAGCAGAUACAUGGGCAGCAUAAUAGCCAAGAACAAAAUGAGCGACAAGCUGCACUAAGGCAAGAGCUGCGUGAUACUGCGAGGCAGGGGAACCACUCGAGAGCUGAACUUGAUGUUCAACGUCGUGCCACUGGUGUCAGUACUGCCCUCGCCGCAAGCAGACUCGCCAUGGGAGACUCGCCAGCGGCUCUGUUCGAACGCCUAGCCAACCGUGAUGAUGCGACACGAGCAGCGUACCGACGUCUCCAAGAUAACGGCUUCAACCCUGCACGGGACGAGCUGAUGGCCACGAGAUCCAUGACAGCUCGAAGAUUCCGCGAGCCUGAAUUGACAGCUCAGCCGGACUUCACGGGCGACUUUGCUGACGAGGAUGAGGACGAUGCAGCUGACGAACGCGUGGGCCUCGAUGCGAGGGAUAGCGGUCGACCAGAAGAGCCCAUGACGGAAGAAGAGAUGACGGUGUUAUUAGACUGCCGCAUCUGUUACAGCCAGAGAGCUACAAUUUGCACGCUCCCUUGCGGGCAUCUCACCAUGUGCAAGUGGUGUUCCGAUCAGCAUUCUCCGGUGAUGGCACAUGAUCACACCAGACCGAGACGUGCGGCGAACUGUCCUGUGUGCAGGAAGCAGAUUAGGCAGAAGGUUAAAGUGAUCAGGGCUUAG